GAAGUUCAGUGAUGGAGGAUUGCACACUGGAAGACCAACUUCUCCUUUAUGCUAAAGAGGGCAAUUGUCCUCAAGUUCAGAGGCUCCUUCAGUCGAGGAUCCACCAAAACAGCUCUCUCAACAUCAACUGCAGAUCUAGUUCUAAAACCUGCUCAGGAUGGACACCUCUUCAUUUGGCCUGCAGCUUUGGACACAGAGAUGUUGUUGAGGAGUUACUGAAGGCAGGGGCUGAUGUGAAUUUGCAGAAUAACUUGGGUGACACACCUCUGCAUAAAGCAGCAUAUGCUGGACGAAAGGAGAUUGUUCUGUUGCUUUUGCGUUUUGAUGCCUGUGCCAGCAUAAUCAAUGGAACAGCUCAAAUCCCUAAAGAUGUUACAGAGGACGAUGAAAUCAUUACCAUGCUUGAGGCUGCAGAGAGGAGAGAGGCAAGGCGGCAUGAGGAGAAGCUUCUGGAAGCAGCCAGAGAGGGGGAUAUAUCCACUCUGUCUAAAUUGUUCACUGGGAAAGAGGCUCCAGAUAUCCACUGCAAGGAUUCAGUGGGCAACACACCUUUACACUGUGCAGCCUACAGGGGGCAGAAGCAGUGCGUUAUAAAGCUGCUCAAGUGUGGAGCCGACCCUAGUAUCAAGAACAACAAUGAUCAGACUGCAUUGGACCUGGUGUGCACUGAUGAACUGAAACAGAUUCUUGCAGCGUAUAAAAAUAAGGAUGUGAACAGUCGGGUGCAGAAGAUUGAAGGACCUCUUUGGAAGAGUUCACGCUUUCUCGGAUGGCGAUCCCACUGGGUUAUAAUUGAGAAUGGAACUGUCUCCUGGUACCCUAGAGAAGCUGAUGCACGGGCUGGUGUUAGAAAACAGGGCUUUAAGUCUCUUUCACAGGCCUACUGCAUGGUCAAACCGUGGGAUCAUUGCUUCUUCACACUCAGGUGCUUUGAUGACACUGUGCAUUAUUUUAAGAUCCCCUCACAGACAAAUGCAGUGGCGACAAGAAAAAGAUGGCUGGAUGCUUUUGAGGAACAUGCAUCCUACAGCACUCGCCACUACGCUGAAGAACAGAUUAUCGAUGAUGCUGUCAAUGAUGUAUCAGUGAGGAACCUUAAACACUCUCUUCAGGCAGCCCGGGCCUGCCAGCAGAAGUUGGAGAGUGAAGUGUCAAUAUUUUUAUCCAUGGUGAAGAAUGAAGAGAAUUAUGGAUUGGCUGGACCUCUUCUACUGAAAGCAAAAGAGACAAGUGAACUUUCCAGCGUUACAUGUGCUGCACUCCAUCUCUGUCUUGAACUGCUGUCCAAACAAGAGGAGGUGUGGAGCCUGAAAGUAGAGCAGGAGGUGGAGAAGAACAAAGCUCUGACAGAAGCCUUGGAGACUUUGGCAACUGAGCACCAUGAACUCAAGCAGUCCUUGAGUAAGAGGAGGAGAUCAUCUACCCUCAGUACCCUCACUGAAGAUGACUUCUAUGAUGCUGUAUCAGAGUCUGAGUCGGAGCACUCGUUGAGCGGCUUCCUGUCUGUGGCCAGUCACUCCUGCGAAGAGGACGAGGGGAGAGACAUCCCCUUUCUCAACACCCUCUGCCAUCCCAGCGCACACAGGGGGCCUUCCAGAAUGUCAGGGGAGGGUAACUGUGGCAACCAGCCAGCCCAGUACAAUGGAGUUAAGCACAGAACAGCUCUACCGGCUCCCAUGUUCUCCAGGAAUGACGUGAGCAUCUGGAGUAUCCUGAAAAAAUGCAUUGGCAUGGAGUUAUCAAAGAUUGCCAUGCCUGUGGUAUUUAAUGAGCCUCUGAGCUUCAUCCAGCGGCUAACAGAGUACAUGGAGCACACCUACCUCAUCCACCAGGCAAAUGCCACAACAGACUCUGUUGAGAGGAUGAAGUGUGUUGCAGCAUUUGCUGUGUCAGCUGUAGCAUCACAGUGGGAGAGAACUGGGAAGCCCUUUAACCCACUCCUCGGGGAGACCUAUGAGCUAAUCAGAGAGGAUUUGGACUUUAGGUGGGUGUCGGAGCAAGUAAGCCAUCACCCUCCGAUAAGUGCCUUUCACGCUGAGGGCCUCAAGGAGGAUUUUGUCUUUCAUGGUUCCAUCUACCCCAAACUCAAGUUUUGGGGAAAGAGCAUAGAAGCUGAGCCCAAGGGAGUAAUCACACUGGAGUUGCCCAAAUAUAAUGAAGCCUACACCUGGACAAACCCCACCUGUUGUGUCCACAAUAUCAUUGUUGGCCAGCUUUGGAUUGAGCAGUAUGGCAACGUGGAAGUGAUCAAUCACAAAACUGGAGAGAGAUGCAGCAUGACGUUUAAGCCCUGUGGUCUCUUUGGAAAAGAGCUGCAUAAAGUUGAGGGAUACAUCCUAGAUAAAAGCAAAAAGAAGCUCUGUGCAAUAUAUGGCAAAUGGACUGAAUGCCUUUACACAGUAGACCCUGCUACCUUUGAUGCACACAAAAAGACUGAAAAAAAGAAUCCAGAUGAAAAAAAGGGCAACAAGCAGACCAGUGUUGAUGAGGAGCCAGAAGAGAUGCCUCCACCUGAUACUGAGACAGUGCAGGUCAUCCCAGGCAGUGACCUCAUCUGGAAAAUAACGCCACGGCCAGCCAACUCAGCCAAGUUCUAUGCAUUCUCAACAUUCGCCAUGCAGCUAAACGAGCUAGACAAGAUCAUGGAGGGAGUCAUUCCUUCCACAGACAGUCGUUUCAGACCUGACAUUCGCGCCAUGGAGAAUGGAGACAUAGAUCUGGCGAGUGCAGAGAAGAAGAGACUCGAGGAAAAACAGAGGAUGGCCCGAAAGAAUCGCACAAAAUCAACAGAGGAAUGGAAAGUGAGGUGGUUUCAGCAAGGACCCAACCCACACAACAAAGCUCAGGACUGGAUCUACUUGAAAGGCUACUGGGAUAGGAAUUACCCUCAGCUGCCUGACAUUUACUAACAAGUUAAAAAAAACAAAAAAAGUUACAUGCAUACAAACUGUAUGAAUUUCCAUUUUACCUCCUUUGGACUUCAUUUGCUAUACUGGGGGUUGUGCUCCCAGCGUAAGCAACAAUGUAAUAGAGUGUAGAACAACAGAUAAUGUGUUGGUGUUUGGUUUAAGGAAAAAAAAAAUCUUCAGGCAGUGAAAAACUGAAUGAACCCGGAGAUGUAUAAUCCUCAGUAGAUCUGUGUGAGUAAUAAAGCACAAUGCUGUCUUUUGCUUAUUUAUUUUGGUUCUUCUUGACCACUCAAGGUAUUGGCAUGUCCUGGAAAAAAAAAAAUAGAAUGUAUUUUUAGAAUGAUUUCAUGUUAGAUAGAUGGAGUGUUCAAAUAGCAACCUCAGUUGUGCUGUCUGUAGUUUGUGUAUAAUUCAUAUUUGGUCAUGAAAACAUUUUGCUCAUCGGCAUCAGCAGCUAGGAUGCAGAGUGCGAUGGUUGUUAAACUCAGCUUUGGCACUGAUUGACACUUGUGCAUGCAUACUGUUAUGCAGUGCAAAGUAUUAAAAUAGAUCAUUUUGGUACAUCUGCCUCUGUUUUCACUUCCUGUUAUGAGUGGAGCAGAUAUUUAGUGAUUAAUUGAAUGUUGCUAGGCUUCUACAGUCAAGUGAAAAUCUGUCUGGCUGUUUAUAAUAGUAUAUAGAGCAUUUAACAAGAAUGAUGGCCACGACUAUGAUAGUAAGACUUGUGUUUUAAUAAUAAAUGGUAAAAUAUCCUAAAACCCCAUACUAUGUACUGUAUAGAUGUGUAUAGCAAUUAACAGCAUUGUGGAUGUCUACCUGAUUCUGUAGACAGCACUUUUUUUCUAACUACUGAAACUACUACUACUAAAAAGUGUUGAUAUAGAUUAGAAUAAUUGGUGAUAGUCUUAGUACUAUGUGCAUUGAUGUAACUAAAAUACAACUAUUUCAAAUGCAUGUGCAUCACUACAACUAUGCAAGCCUUACCUCCUAUACAAUUAAGCACAGAAUAUCCAUUCUCUCAUGUAACAAUAGCUGCUACAUGUAUACGUUUUAGUUGUGUCAUCACUCUUUUGGUUAUUUAAACAGAAUUUCUAUUGUUGCUAAAUAAAAGCUUAAUGUAAACUGAAAA
Archocentrus centrarchus (flier cichlid) is the source of this 4038-nucleotide messenger RNA. Its product is annotated as oxysterol-binding protein-related protein 1. The record is from RefSeq and is a predicted model, not a curated record. Gene Ontology annotation, molecular function: protein binding; cholesterol binding. Gene Ontology annotation, cellular component: perinuclear endoplasmic reticulum; cytosol; plasma membrane. The transcript has 27 exons. Bases 12 to 2909 code for a protein of 965 amino acids. Lineage: Eukaryota; Metazoa; Chordata; Actinopteri; Cichliformes; Cichlidae.